Molecule: messenger RNA, 914 nt
Organism: Coturnix japonica (Japanese quail)
Lineage: Eukaryota; Metazoa; Chordata; Aves; Galliformes; Phasianidae
Gene: MYL9
Product: myosin light chain 9
Molecular function (GO): calcium ion binding
Source: RefSeq, a predicted model, not a curated record
CUUGUAUGGGCCGAGCCGGGCCGGGAGGGGCGGGACGAGGGGUCCGGCACCGCCCCGACCCCAGCCCGAGCCUAGGGCCGCGCCGCCGGCCGGGAGCGCAGAGCAGCGACUGCCGCACUCCGGCCCAGGCUCUGCGCUGCUGUAGGAGGAGUUUGCCGUCGCCUCCCCCCAACGCUCUGAGGCCGGAUUCCCCGCACAAGGUACCACCACAGCUGCCAACAUGUCCAGCAAACGUGCCAAGGCCAAGACCACCAAGAAGCGCCCUCAGCGCGCCACGUCCAACGUGUUUGCCAUGUUUGAUCAGUCCCAGAUUCAGGAAUUCAAGGAGGCCUUCAACAUGAUUGAUCAGAACAGGGAUGGCUUCAUUGACAAGGAGGACUUGCACGACAUGCUGGCCUCCAUGGGAAAGAACCCAACGGAUGAAUACCUGGAUGCCAUGAUGAAUGAGGCUCCGGGCCCCAUCAACUUCACCAUGUUCCUCACAAUGUUUGGUGAGAAGCUGAACGGCACUGAUCCAGAAGAUGUCAUCAGGAAUGCUUUUGCUUGCUUUGACGAAGAAGCAACAGGGUUCAUUCACGAGGACCAUCUGCGUGAACUGCUGACCACCAUGGGGGACAGGUUCACUGACGAGGAGGUGGACGAGAUGUACCGGGAGGCGCCCAUCGACAAGAAGGGCAACUUCAACUACGUGGAGUUCACCCGCAUCCUGAAGCACGGAGCCAAGGACAAGGACGAUUAGAGCCGAGAGCUGCCCCCUGCCUCCCGCAUGUGCCACCCGCGCCCCUCCCUCUCACUGCCCAGCCCCACUGCAGGCUCCCCCUGGCCGGGACGGCGCCCUGCUCCGUGCUGGUGCUUCCAUCGCGUGCCCUCCUGCCCUCUCCCAUUGCCCCGGGAUCCCGGCCAGGCUCCCCCCC